This is a messenger RNA of Chenopodium quinoa (quinoa), 762 nucleotides long. RefSeq lists its product as uncharacterized. The transcript has 2 exons. The record is from RefSeq and is a predicted model, not a curated record. Lineage: Eukaryota; Viridiplantae; Streptophyta; Magnoliopsida; Caryophyllales; Amaranthaceae. The coding region runs from base 86 to 514 and encodes 142 amino acids.
CCAAUAAAGAAUCGUUGAAGGUGUGGCUUGUAGUAAACUGGAAAACCACUGGUUAGCAGAGUCAUUUCAAACAUGCAAUGAGAAAAUGAUGAAAAUGGAUAUUUUGAUUGUAAAGCCAAGACGAAGCAGCUUCUUAUCAAAUUCCUUCAACUUUUCUAAAUCAUUCAAGACUUUUUGCUCCAAGAAAAACUCUCAGCAACCCCAACAAAACCCUGAUGAUGAUGAUGCAAAAGACAAUAAAACUGGUGACAAAUUCUCUACUGAUUGGGACAAAGCAUGGUCAAGCUUCAAGAAGCAGGGGAAGAAGAGCUUCUCAUCACAGUUUUCUCCAAACAAAUACGUGACCUGGAAUCCAAGGCGUUCAAACUACCCUUUAUCUGAAGAGGUUGAUCCAAUCAAGAGAACAGAGAGAUCAAACCUCAUGUUAUGGACUAGCCCCAGGUUUACUCUAGGUUUAGCCAUUGUGAUAGUCUCGUUAUUGUUAAUUUACACCAUUCUUGCUCCACCGAAGUGAUGAUUACUUUAAGAUUAGAUACAAGCCUCUACUGGCUGCUAGAAAAAUUAAUUUAAUUUCAUCAAAGUGCUGAGCUUAAGUAUAAUGUGUAUUCUUGAUUUUCAUGAUCCCUUGCAUGAUUUAGUGUCUAUAAUUUGAUGAUAUUCUGAGUUCUAAAGGAUGUUUCCACUGAAAAUACUAUAUUUGGUCUUCGAGAUAUGUUUGUUACUUGUUAGUUUGUUUACCUUUUGAAUGGUAUUGUUCACCAA